CAGAAGGGGCGGGUAGAUGAUUAGCAACACAACAGCCUACCUCAUCUCAGAGGACAUAAUCUAGGGGAUUUUCAUUCAACUGCAAGACUUAGUCAGAGGAGUACCAUCAACAGAAGAACAAAUGUCUCUUUUGGAGGAUUUUGUUUUCUUCCUUUUCUCUAGUCCCACCACUUUGCUGGGAGUUGUUGCUCUCUGUCUUAUUAUCUAUCUUGUUUCUAGUAGUUUCACCUUCCAUGAAAUAGAGAAGGAGCCCCCAGGGCCAAGGCCUCUUCCCCUGCUUGGCAACCUGUUGCAGCUUGAUCUCAAAAGACCUUACCAAAGCCUCUGUGAGCUUUCAAAGAAACAUGGUUCUGUGUUUACGGUGUACUUUGGAACCAGUAAAGUGGUUGUUCUGUCAGGAUACAAAGCAGUCAAAGAGGCUCUGGUCAGCAAUGCAGACGAGUUUGGAGACAGAUAUGUCUCCCCUAUUUUUCAUGAUAUGACUAAAGGUCACGGAAUUCUUUUUGCAAAUGGAGAAUCAUGGAAAGAGCUGAGACGUUUUGCCCUCACGACCCUGAGGGACUUUGGGAUGGGCAAAAGAGUUGCUGAACAAAAGAUCUUGGAGGAAUGCCACUAUCUGAUCCAAAUGUUUGCAAAGCAUGAAGGAAAACCAUUUGAUACAACACAACCGGUGAAUUAUGCGACAUCCAAUAUCAUCUCCUCUAUCGUGUAUGGAAGCAGGUUUGAAUACAAUGACCUCCGAUUCAAAAACAUGGUGAGAAGAGCCAACGAGACCAUACGCAUUACCGGCUCUCCACAAAUCCAGAUUUACAACAUGUUUCCCAGGCUGGUUGGUUGGAUAGAAAAACGGAAGCUCAUAUUAAAAAAUGUUGAAAUGAACAUCAGAGAUAUCAAAGAUUUAAUCAGCAAUCUGAAAGAGACACUAAACCCUCAGAUCUGCAGGGGCCUCGUGGACUGUUUUCUGAUUCGGAAGCAGAAGGAAGAGGAUUCUUCAGUUAUGGACACUCACUACAAUGAAAAUAACUUGCUAUUUACAAUAACAAACCUGUUUGCUGCUGGUACUGAUACCACAGCAACAACACUGAGAUGGAGUUUGCUGCUUAUGGCUAAAUAUCCACGUAUACAAGAUCAAGUCCAGGAGGAGCUGGGCAGGGUGGUUGGAAGCCGUCAGGUCCGGGUAGAGGACAAGAUGAGCCUGCCCUACACUGAUGCUGUCAUCCAUGAGACACAGAGACUGGCCAGCAUUAUCCCCAUGGCCAUUCCUCACAAAACCAGUCGAGACGUCACCUUCCAGGGCUACUUUAUCAAAGAGGGGACUACUGUGUUUCCUCUUCUUAAUUCUGUCUUGCAUGAUGCGAACGAGUGGGAGAGCCCACACACCUUCAACCCUUCCCACUUCCUGGAUAAGGAGGGUAAAUUUAUCAGGAGAGACGCCUUCAUGCCCUUUUCUGCAGGUCGCAGGGUGUGUCUUGGGGAAAGUCUGGCUAGGAUGGAGCUCUUCCUCUUCUUCACCGCCCUCCUCCAGCGCUUUCGUUUCACUCCUCCACCUGGAGUUACAGAGGAAGAGCUGGAUCUGACACCAGCUGUGGGCUUCGUCCUCGCCCCUUCACCUCAUGAGCUGUGUGCCGUCAGUCGCAAUGAGGAAGAGAGCUGGAGCAUAGCCGUAUAACUGGCUGGGCCAACGGCAGAGUGAAACAACACAUAGUCAUGACACGGUCAUAAACGUUAGCCAACACAAACGGGCACCAUCGACUAACUGUUGUUUAAUGAACGUUGGCACUCCGAACCCCGCUUUUAAAAUCAAUUGUUAACCAGAUUUAAUGCAGAGAGUACAGAAACUAACCACAGUCUUACUAAACUGUUGUACAUAGUUUCAUUUCGUGAUAAGCAGGGUAAAUAUAAAACUUCACAAUCAAAACGUAAUAAGUACGGUCGUUUGCCUGCAAUUAGACGGCUCCUGA
Etheostoma cragini (Arkansas darter) is the source of this 1961-nucleotide messenger RNA. Its product is annotated as cytochrome P450 2K1-like. The transcript has 9 exons. Gene Ontology annotation, biological process: xenobiotic metabolic process. Gene Ontology annotation, cellular component: intracellular membrane-bounded organelle; cytoplasm. NCBI's taxonomy places the organism in Eukaryota, Metazoa, Chordata, Actinopteri, Perciformes, Percidae. The record is from RefSeq and is a predicted model, not a curated record. Gene Ontology annotation, molecular function: heme binding; iron ion binding; oxidoreductase activity, acting on paired donors, with incorporation or reduction of molecular oxygen, reduced flavin or flavoprotein as one donor, and incorporation of one atom of oxygen. Bases 122 to 1669 code for a protein of 515 amino acids.